AUGAGGUCAUCGACUUCAUCAGGAAUCACUCGAGAUUCUUCCAUAAAUUUAUCGUUCGGGAAUCAAACUUUAAAAAGGAAGAAUGCAAAUAUAUCUGCUAUACCCUUUCUUGACUUGACAUCAGAUGAAGACUUAAAUGAUCAUCACAUUCUUAAAGAUGUAAUCUCAGGUCUCUCAAAAGAUUACUUGGACCAUGGUGAUGAGACUCUUGUGUGUGCUAUCUGUCAUGCAAAAUUAUGGAAAGAUGAAGCCCAUCGAGGUAAUAAAUCUGGGAAGAACACAUAUUUUUCCAUGUGUUGUGGUAAAGGCAAAGUUGAGCUUCCUGAAUUAAAAGAAGCGCCUCCAGAAUACCUAAAUCUCUAUCGUCAUCUUGAUCCCAAAUCCAAAUAUUUCAUGAAGAAUAUCCGUCGCUUCAAUUCGAUGUUUUCAUUUACUUCGAUGGGUGGAAAAAUUGACUCUUCCAUUAACAAAGGCAAUGCUCCGUACACUUUCAGACUUAGCGGUCAAAAUUAUCAUAGUAUGGGAAGUCUUAUACCUUCAUAUGGAUCCAAACCAAAGUUCUCUCAACUUUACAUAUAUGAUACUCAAAACGAAGUUUCAAAUAGGCAAAACGCUUUCAGUAAAGAAAAAGAUGGGUGUAUAUCACCUUCUCAUUCACUUGAUAUCGAGACCAUACAAUUCUUGAAGGUUAUGUUGGAUUCAACGAAUGAAUUGGUUAAGUGGUAUAGAAUGGCAAGAGAUUGUUUUUCUGAAAAUCCUCAUAUGGAUUUAAAGUUACGUCUUAUAGGAAGAAGACAAAAAGAUGGACGGACGUAUAACCUACCUACUGCUUCUGAGGUAGCUGCCUUGAUUGUUGGUGACAUUGGUGAUUCGAUUGAUAAUAGAGAUAUCAUUGUAACAACUCAAUCAGGAAGUCUACAACAUAUAAAUGAAUUACAUCCUACUUACCUUGCUCUUCAAUACCCACUACUCUUUCCUUAUGGAGAUGAUGGCUAUAGAGUUGACAUCCCUCAUAGAGGUGUUACGCCUUCAACGGAUACCAAACGACGCAACUGUAUAAUGAGAGAAUUCUUUGCUUAUAGAAUUCAGGACAGAGUGAAUAUUUUUUCAUUAGUUUUGAAUUCAAAAAGACUUUUUCAACAAUUCCUGGUUGAUGCCUAUACGAUGAUCGAAAGUGAGCGGCUAUAUUAUGUACGCAACCAACAAAAAGUUCUUAGAUGCGAAUCUUAUGAAACUUUGCGUAGCCUACAAAGUCAUGGAAAUACUGAUAUCUCCAACAUCGGAAAACGUGUGAUCUUGCCUUCUUCCUUUACGGGUGGUGCACGUUUGGUUUCCAAAAAUGCUUUUGAAAAUCUGUCUGCUAAUGGUAGCAAAGAUUCAUCAUGCAUGUUGUAUUCUGAGACCGAUGAGUUUCUUUUGAAACAUGACUUCAAACCCAUUACCGAAAUCCAAGAAAUCACAAAGGUAAGCCGAGUAAUUGUGCUUGGUACAGUUAAACGUGUGUGCACGGAUUUUUCAUGGUAUUAUUGGGGAUGUAAAUCGUGUCAUAAGAAGGUUGAUGAAGAUAUUAUGAUGAACAUUGAGCUAAAUGAUGGAUCAACCGGCAAAAAAGCGGUUGUGUGUUCAUCCUCAGUCUGCAACAAUAAAGUUGUUUCUGUUCUUCCUAGCAUGUUGAUUCCGACUCUUUCAACACUCCAACCUUUGAAGUCACAUCUCAAGAAACUGCCAAUUUGA
Molecule: messenger RNA, 1734 nt
Organism: Lactuca virosa
Lineage: Eukaryota; Viridiplantae; Streptophyta; Magnoliopsida; Asterales; Asteraceae
Source: the annotation of a GenBank genome assembly